AUGCUCUCACUACCCACCUUGAUUCUGCUCCUAGCGGCUGCUACAUUUGGUCAGGCGCACUUUGCUAGCAACAACACUGCUCCUUUUCAAGAGGACCCCAGCGGAGGACAUGUCGGAAGUUCCUACUGGGCUUCCCCAACCCGGCCCACUGACGCGCCCAACUCGGUACGCUGCGGCCGCGACAACAUGAACUGGGCAGCCAAGACGGACGUUCUCAAAGUCAGGCCUGGCGAUACGAUAGAGUUUGUCCUCACUGGGGCCACGCUGGAGCCCUGGACCUGGGACAAUGAGGAUUUGGUGCAAUGGGAAAACUGCCCAGAGGGAAGAGGCGCGUGCAACACAAGGUCAAACAACACAGACAAGUCUAUCUGGCCGUUCAAGGUCCUCCACUUGGGUUCCGUAAUCAUGCAUCUAUCCAAGGUGCCCGUGAGCCAGGAUAUACAUGCGUACGAUGGCAGUGGCAAUUGGGUGAAGAUAUACACUCUGGGUCUCGAGAUCCGGAAGGACCUCUGGCCGGAUGUUGUCUCUUGGCUUCCGUUCAACGAAGGAAAGCUGCCGCCCAGGUUUAUCGCCACGAUUCCCAAGCAGACUCCAGGUGGGCAGUAUCUGUUGCGCGUGGAUCAGUCGUACUUCGGUCAGUACGAUCUUGACCCCCAGAUCUAUCCGUCCUGUGCGCAGAUCGAGGUCGUGAGUGAUGUCACGGGAGACCUACCUGAAGGUAUCAAUAUUCCCGAAGCUUUCCAGAAAAACUCACCUGGUAUGAAGUAUGUGCAGGAACACUGGCCGAAUGGAUAUACGUAUCCGGGAGGUCCGCUCUGGGAUGGAGAAAAGUUGGAGCAGGAUUACCCGCCGCACAAAGAUUUGAGUCUUGAAGAUGGGCCGCCAGAUCUUGGUUCUGCCUAGCUCGGCAAAAUCAAGGCAGAGAGGGACUG
Molecule: messenger RNA, 932 nt
Organism: Paraphaeosphaeria sporulosa
Lineage: Eukaryota; Fungi; Ascomycota; Dothideomycetes; Pleosporales; Didymosphaeriaceae
Exons: 5
Coding region: 1-903 (300 amino acids)
Source: RefSeq, a predicted model, not a curated record